Messenger RNA from Pediculus humanus corporis (human body louse), 522 nucleotides. RefSeq lists its product as uncharacterized. Lineage: Eukaryota; Metazoa; Arthropoda; Insecta; Psocodea; Pediculidae. The record is from RefSeq and is a predicted model, not a curated record. The transcript has 2 exons. Gene Ontology annotation, molecular function: zinc ion binding. The coding region runs from base 1 to 522 and encodes 173 amino acids.
AUGGGUAAAGUUGGAUUAAAAAUUAAAGCCAACCUUAAAAAUGUUGAUAAGUUAUAUCCAAUGGAUCUUGAUCAAUUCGGUUGGGCUUUAAAGGUAAAAUGUACCGGCUGCGGAGAAGAAAAUCCUAAUUGGCAUGUUGUGUCACAAAAAGAAGAAACAGAAUUAAUAAGAGCAUCGGCAAAUUUUGUUUAUAAAUGCAAAUGUUGCAAUCGACAAAAUUCAUUACUAAUUAUUCCUUUGAGCAGUUUAAUGUCUAAUACUAAAAAAGUACCUGAUAAAAAAAAUUUAGAAACAGUUUAUUUGGAUUCAGAUGAAGAACAGUUUAAAACAAUUAUCGGAUUUGAUUGUAGAGGAUUGGAAUUGACUGAUUUUGAACCUAGAGAUGGUUGGGCUGUUCAAAGCGGGAAAAAAAUAUUCGAUGAUGUUGACCUUUCCAGUAAGGAUUGGUGUGAUUAUAAUGAAAUUGAUAAUAUUCCAGUUGAAAUAACAAAUUUUGAAUCAAAGUUUGAAACCUAUAAAUAA